AUGGAAGGUGGGUUUUAUUCAGAUUGGAAUGAUGGUAGUUCUUCGUCGAUAUUCGGAUCAGAGAAUCUGGAGGAAGAGUUGGAGAAGGGGAUUGUGAGAACUGAAGAUCUUUUCUCUCGGAUUCCUCAGCCUCAGACACCAAGGGAGCCAAUGAAGUUUCUGUCCAGAUCAUGGAGUCUAUCAGCUUCUCAAAUCUCCAAAGCUUUGGCGCAGAAACAGAGACAACAACAACAAAGCCAAGACCUGUCUUCUGUUGCUCAGAACAGUCCUACCAUCUUCUUCCAAGAUGCUGCUACAGAUCCACUCAUGGUAGGGAAGAUCAUGAACGCAGCUGGGACGCAUAGAUCAGGGAGAUUAUCGAAGUGGUUUCACCACAAAGAACACACUAACCCGAGCACCACGAGGAAUCCGAGGAAGAAAGAUAAAGCACGAGUGGAGAAAGCCCGUGUUCACUCUGCUGUGUCCAUUGCAGCUCUGGCAGCUGGGUUAGCGUCUGUGACCUCUGAGGAAAGCUGCAGCAAAGGGUCAAGCUCCAUGAUGGCUCUGGCACUAGCUUCAGCUACAGAGCUUCUGGCUUCGCAUUGCAUUGAGAUGGCUGAGCAAGCAGGUGCUGAUCGCACUUGUGUUGCCUCCACGGUUAGGUCUUCUGUUGAUAUCCAUAGCCCUGGCGAUCUCAUGACUCUCACAGCCGCGGCUGCAACUGCAUUGAGAGGAGAAGCGGCUUUGAAGAAGGUGAGGCAACCGAAGGAAGCAAGGAAGAACGCAACUAUCACACCUUGUGAGAGGAGUUUCUCUGACUCUAACUGGACUGCAAAUUGUCAGUUUAGAUUGGAGGAAACAAAUCUUCCUUUAGAGGGCGAACUGGUGCAAUGUGCACGAAAUGGAAUMCAGCGAAUUAAGCGAGUUUGUGUCUACAUCAACAAGAAAUCUCAGGUAAUUAUUAAACUCAAAAGCAAACACGUCGGAGGGGCAUUCUCCAAGAAGAUCAAAUGCGUUGUUUAUGGAGUCUGCGACGAGAUWUCUGCAUGGCCUUACAGGAAAGAUAGAGAAAAUUCAGAAGAAGUCUAUUUUGGUCUGAAAACUGGACAGGGUCUUUUGGAGUUCAAGUGCAAGAGUAAGAUUCAGAAGCAGAGAUGGGUUGCUGGGAUUCAAUCUACUCUCCGCCAAGUAACUUGUCUCGAGGCUUGCUCUCUCAAAUCUCUGAGCCUCAGUGAUCGUAUGCGAUAG
Messenger RNA from Arabis nemorensis, 1227 nucleotides. Lineage: Eukaryota; Viridiplantae; Streptophyta; Magnoliopsida; Brassicales; Brassicaceae. The record is from the annotation of a GenBank genome assembly.